CUAUUUCACACUAUAUGCGAAACUAGAAACGCCGAAAAAACUCAUGCACACAAAUCAUCUUUGUGUAAAUGGUGUGACUAACGAGAGUUGACCGAGAGUUUCUGCUACAAAGUUCUAGAUAAGUUUUUUAAAAUGUUGGAAGUAUCAAGUUUUAUAUUUGUCCUAUUUCUUAAGUUAACUAAUCAAAUCCAGUUUGAAGUGACAAGUGACAAUAAUGUGACGAACAGACAACAAUUUUAUCCAAAUGUAGUUCAAUUACAGUUUCAGUAUCGCCCUGACCUGGGUGGUCCGUGGCAAAAUAGUCAGGCGUCGUGGGGACGACCUGUUUUCUCCACCAACAACCCAAUCAUGUUUAACGGUCCCGUGGUGUCAAGCAAACCUUUGGUAGGGGUUGGUUCCGCAACUCCCGUAUUACAAUUUCCAGGACCAGUUAACAACAACGCCUACAACAAUAAUGUCAACAAUGUGAGCAGCAGUUCAGAAGAGCCAAUGAAUCUGCAGAGUCAAAAUAUACGAGACAAAAACGCGAAUUCUGGGUUUAAGUCCACCAAUACUUGCAAAUGUGGCAUUGAUAAGACGGCUCACAAUUCUUUAGUGAGAAUUACUGGAGGAAUACUUUCCAAAGAAAAUGCAUGGCCUUGGGUUGCAGCAAUUGUCUAUGUUGGUGGAAAUUCUCCGUUUUGGUUUUGUGGUGCCAGUUUAAUAAAUGAUAGGUAUCUGAUAACGGCUGCACAUUGUCAGCGGACAAUGCGUCGCAGAGGAAUAUCCAAUAUUAGGAUACUUAUGGGAACAAAUGGAAUACCCACAAAAACUGAUAAGUCGCAACUAUUCGAAAUUGCAGACUUAAAGACACAUCCUUUGUAUAAACCCAACAUUGAAGAAUACGACAUUGGAUUGAUAAAACUAAAGCAUAAAGUAACGUUUUCUGACAAGAUUUCGCCAAUCUGCCUCACGCAACGAGGAUCUCCUUUUACAGAUAAAAUGGCGAUCGUAGCCGGAUGGGGUUCGAUAAAAUAUGGGGACAACCCUCCGGACAAUUUGCGUGAGGUUGAGAUCAAAGUAGUGACAAAUGCCUUGUGUCAGAGGGAAUACUUGUACAACUACGGAACCAGAAUUACCUCUGCAAUGUUAUGUGCAUGGCUUCCAGGAAAGGAUUCCUGUCAAGGGGAUUCCGGCGGAGCUCUAUUUUUGAAAGACUCAGGCUCACAAGCAUACACACAAAUCGGAGUUGUAUCUUUCGGACCUCCGCAAUGCGGUGAGACGCGAAUUCCUGGGGUUUAUUCACGAGUAGCGUCGGCUUCCAGGUGGGUCCAAGCCAACACGAAGGACGCCGUUUACUGCGAAGGAUCCUUUUGAUAAGAGACCGAGACUUUGGAACUAUUUUUUACUAGUCAAUCUUAAUGCAUGCAUGUACAUAUCUGUUAAUAGAAUUAUGAUUACUACUUUGUGUCAAUUCAAAGCAUGAAUAAUAAAGUAAAGGUCUAAUGUA
Molecule: messenger RNA, 1489 nt
Organism: Folsomia candida
Lineage: Eukaryota; Metazoa; Arthropoda; Collembola; Entomobryomorpha; Isotomidae
Product: chymotrypsinogen A
Exons: 9
Coding region: 133-1356 (407 amino acids)
Biological process (GO): proteolysis
Molecular function (GO): serine-type endopeptidase activity
Source: RefSeq, a predicted model, not a curated record